GAUCGCUGGUAGGCAAGCGAAUUGUAAAGCGCACUGCAGAGCGUAACGCGUAGCAGCUGCCCGGAAGCCGGAUGGUCAGCGGCCGUCAACACCCUUUCAUUCCGCCGACGUUGGCAACUCUUGUCCCUUUCAUCCUCCUCGCCCCCUCAAUCGUCCCUUGCUCUCAUGGUCAGUGCCCUCCGUCUUCACUGCGAUGUCUGGAUUAAAUCCUUUCCGCCCUAAGAAGCCCGAGGAUCCCGCAGGCCCUCCUUCAUCCCAUUCGACCUCUGGGAGCUCGUACUUUUCCGUCCCUCCUGCGUAUACCGUCCCCGAUACCUCUUUCAAUCCGAAUGGCAUCCCCGACUUUCCUUCCCCAAAUCCCACGCCGAGCAACGACGAUUCGUUGUCCUCGGAUGAUCAGUCUGUCUCCGACCCCUUCCGUCAACACUCGGAUCUGAGUGACGAUGAGGGGGUCCGGCGAAAGCCAGCUCAGUUUCCUACCUCAAACCCUUCAAAUCUCUCUCGAGAACUUCCCGACGAAGAAUUCCGCCGGACCCGGCAACCAGGUCUCCCCUCCGCCCCUCCCGUCUCUGCGACAGCCUUCGGGGUACCUGCUGGGCUACCGUCGAGGAGCAGAACCCACGACCAGUAUCCAGGACAGGAGAACGCCAGGCCACUCGGCGAGAAUGCCCCCGUUGCCAGCUCCAAUGCAUCUAUCCGAUCAUUGACCCCUCACGGCGGCACCCGUACGACAAACAGCAGCGUCACGGACGUAUCCCAGACGCCGGCGCAUCCGGGCAUUGCACACUUCCCGGGGGUCGGACGAGACCCCAAACCUCUUGCCAGCCGCUCAGGUAACCGCGACAAGGUCCCUCCACCUCCACCGAAGAGUCACCAUGGAAGGUUGAUCAGUCCCACCUCCGGCACGGCGUCCUCCCUCUCUCAGCCCGAACCGGCCAGGCCUACCAACCGCUAUUCUUUCCAUGGGUCCCCCUCGGAGGCCUCCCUGUCACCGCGACCCGCUCAGUCGGAGGGAGGCUACUUUGCUGGACUGGGAGAGAAGUCACAAUUGGAGCGACCCGGCGAGUCUUUGCGACGUAGCCAAUCUCAGCACAAACGACCCCCGACGCCACCGCUCGCGCGGCGACACAGCCAGAUGAGGCGAUCCAAAACGACGCAUUCUAAAGCUAACAUGGCACGGUUAUCGAUGCCGCCUAUCAAAGUGGAUGUCACGGCCGAAUCGCCUCCUCCGAGUCCGGGCUCCUGGUCAUUAAACCCGGCUCGGACUCGGGAUGCGCGGAUCGACACCUCGUCCUCUGACGAGAAUUCCUCCCAGCGUCCUCCUCUUUCCAUCCAAACGUCGGAGUCGAAAUCGUCCACCUCGGUCGCGGACACGUCGGCUUCUACGUCGCCCUCUAACCCCAGGGCAUCGUUGAAUAAGCGGGCAUCACAGCAGAACCCCCUGCCCCCUCCUCCACCUCCGCGGCGCACCCGGGGGUCCAGUAAUCACAGCAGUGACGAGACUCGUUCUACGAGUCUCCGGUCGGAGAAACGGGCGGAGGAGAACCCAGCAUUCACACCGGAACCCUCGAAUGCGCGGGACAUUCUGGCCGACCUGACCCGCCUACAGAAAGAGGUGGACGACCUGCGCGGUCACUAUGAAAACCGCAAGGCCAGCCACUAGGUAACUAAUGGAAUGCUGCAUGGUAAGCACAUAACGGCGAAGCAAGGGGGAGGGAGCUA
Molecule: messenger RNA, 1722 nt
Organism: Aspergillus steynii IBT 23096
Lineage: Eukaryota; Fungi; Ascomycota; Eurotiomycetes; Eurotiales; Aspergillaceae
Exons: 2
Coding region: 194-1663 (489 amino acids)
Source: RefSeq, a predicted model, not a curated record